Messenger RNA from Schistocerca gregaria, 1212 nucleotides. Its product is annotated as poly [ADP-ribose] polymerase tankyrase-1-like. Gene Ontology annotation, molecular function: ubiquitin protein ligase binding. The record is from RefSeq and is a predicted model, not a curated record. Lineage: Eukaryota; Metazoa; Arthropoda; Insecta; Orthoptera; Acrididae. The transcript is spliced from 3 exons. The coding region runs from base 1 to 1212 and encodes 403 amino acids. Gene Ontology annotation, cellular component: cytoplasm; nucleus. Gene Ontology annotation, biological process: regulation of proteolysis; proteasome-mediated ubiquitin-dependent protein catabolic process.
AUGGUGCACAGUCUGGAUGACGAGGGCAGCCUUGUGGACGACCUGACGAAGAAAAUGGCGUCCGGCGAGGGCGCCGACCUCACUCUUGUGGUGGGUAGUGCACAGCUGCACGUCCACAGUUUCAUGCUCUCUGCCCGGAGCCCCGUGUUUGCAGCGAUGCUGCGGCACGACACCUCGGGCCCCUCUGGCCGCCUCUUGGAGAUCGGUGAUAUGGACGAGGAUGUGGCAUGCCAAAUGCUCUACUUCAUGUACACCGACAAGGUGCCCUAUCUGCACAGCUUGGCGCCUCAGCUGCUUGCUGCUAGUGACAAGUACGGCCUCCCUCUGCUGAAACGGAAGUGCGAGCAACAGCUGGUGACGUCACUGACUGUGGAGAAUGCGGCCUCUGCGGUGGUGCUGGCACUGCGGUACAAGUGUCCCCAGCUGAAGGAGCGUGCCAUCCAACUCAUCAGGGCACACCCUCUGGACGUGAUGGCCACCGAGGGCUGGCAGCGGGAUCUGUGCACACACCCAGAGAUGGCCACAGAGGUUUCCCGUCUGAUAGCUGCGCCGUCAUCAAACCAGUUAUAUUCGGAAAUCAGUGCGCUGGAAGCGGCGACCAGCAGGCAGACCUCCGUGUCCCGGCCACACCCUGGCAACGGCUGGCCUCCAGAGGCUGCUGCUGCUGCGCCGACUCCGCCUCCCCGCCGCUCCAGCCUGCCUGGCAGCGCCGCUCGCUCCUCUCUCGUCGGGAGUUUGUCUGAAGAGGAGCUCAGUGGGAGGCUGCUCGAGGCAGCUCAGAAGGGGGCAGUGGAGGAACUGCAGGCGUUACUGGCAGCAGGGGUGGACACGGGGCUGACGGACGAGUGGAGAAACACUGCGUUGCACUUUGCGGCGUGCAACGGACAUCUGGAGGCCGUGAAGUGUCUGUUGGACAACGGAGCCGACACGGAUGCGAGGGACCGCAACCAGGACACACCCCUGCACUGGGCAGCAGGCAAGGGACAUGCGGCAGUGGUGCAGCUGCUGGUGGACGCCUCGGCUGACCCCAACGUCAGGGGUAAAUACGGGAUGACGCCGCUGCACUGGGCGGCGCUGUGUGGCCACGCAGACACGGCAGCCAGGCUGCUGGAGGCGGGGGCUGACCUGGGUGCCCAGGACGACUGUGGCAGCACGCCACUGGACCUCAUCAGGCGGGCAAACCAUCUGGACAUGGUGGAGUUUCUGUCAUGA